Messenger RNA from Poeciliopsis prolifica (blackstripe livebearer), 1801 nucleotides. RefSeq names its product gastrula zinc finger protein XlCGF8.2DB-like. The record is from RefSeq and is a predicted model, not a curated record. Gene Ontology annotation, molecular function: DNA-binding transcription factor activity, RNA polymerase II-specific; RNA polymerase II cis-regulatory region sequence-specific DNA binding. NCBI's taxonomy places the organism in Eukaryota, Metazoa, Chordata, Actinopteri, Cyprinodontiformes, Poeciliidae. The transcript has a single exon. Bases 214 to 1089 code for a protein of 291 amino acids. Gene Ontology annotation, biological process: regulation of transcription by RNA polymerase II.
UGUAACGUUUAUAACCAGGAGAGGAGAUCCACUCUGGACCAGGAGGAGUUAGAACCUCUGCAGGUGAAACAAGAACAGGAAGAGCCAGAAGAUCAUCAGAUAAAAGAAGAACAGGAGGAUCUAGAACACCUGCAGAUAAAAGUGGAAGAGAAAGAAGUUUACUGCAGUCAGGGUGAAGAACAGAUUGCAUUAAAACAGGAGACUGAUACCUGCAUGGUGGUUCCUGUUGAUCAGCAAACAUACCAAACUGAAUCAGAACCAAACAGGAACCAAGACAUGUUAGAAAAGCCUGAUGAAACUGAGAACCAACAUCAGGACAAAAGAAAACCUUUAUCAGGUGCCAUCUGUAAAAAACAAUUGACUGCCAAAUAUGCUGUCAGUGAUCAUAUCAGAAUUCAUGAGUGUGAAAAACCGUUUUCAUGUGUGAACUGUGGAAAAAGUUUUUGUCGAAAACAGCAUUUAACUCAACACAUGAGGAUUCACACUGGUGAAAAACCGUUUUCAUGUGUGAACUGUGGAAAAAGUUUUAGUCAAAAACAGCAUUUAACUCAGCACAUGAUGAUUCACACUGGUGAAAAGCCGUUUUCAUGUGUGAACUGUGGAAAAAGUUUUAGUGAAAAACGGGCAUUAACUCAGCACAUGAGGAUUCACACUGGUGAAAAGCCGUUUUCAUGUGUGAACUGUGGAAAAAGUUUUUGUCGCAAACAGCAUUUAACUCAGCACAUGAGGAUUCACACUGGUGAAAAGCCGUUUUCAUGUGGGAAUUGUGGAAAAAGUUUUAGUCAAAAACAGGAUUUAACUCAGCACAUGAUGAUUCACACUGGUGAAAAGCCGUUUUCAUGUGUGAACUGUGGAAAAAGUUUUAGUCAAAAACAGGAUUUAACUCAGCACAUGAUGAUUCACACUGGUGAAAAGCCGUUUUCAUGUGUGAACUGUGGAAAACGUUUUAGUCAAAAACAGCAUUUAACUCGGCACAUGAUGAUUCACACUGGUGAAAAGCCGUUUUCAUGUGGGAACUGUGGAAAAAGUUUUCGUCAAAAACAGGAUUUAACUCGGCACAUGAGGAUUCACACUGGUGAAAAGUCUUAAAAGUUCACUAUAAAUGUCAUUGUAAUAAAAAUGUGUUAUUUACUGGAGGGUUUGCAUCUAUAAAGUGGUGGAAUUUUUUUAAUUAAGUUGUUAAAUGUGAUAUUUAUUUGCACCAAGGAUGUGUGUUUGUAGCAGUAGGAAGCAGGCCGAUUUGAGAAGCAAAAUGCCUGAAGCCGCAGCUACACUGAUAGCUUGACUAGACGAAAAAUGCCAGUCAAAAAGAAAAUGUUAUCACCUUAGCAGGAGAAUGGAUCAAAGACUAGAAGUCCUGAGAAACUCUUGUUUUGUAGCCCAGAGAAACAAGAAACAAGAGAAAAGUUUUUAUAACCUCAAGAAAUUGACAGACAGGAUCUUCAAGAGCUACGAAAAUGUGCUUGGAAGACAACAGCUGCAUGGAUGCAGGAUGACAACAUUGUUUGAGCAGAGACUUGUGACUGAAAUCUGGUCUCCUUCUAUGCAAAUGAUUUGUAAGCAACGCCUCAAUGUAAUAAAUAUUGAGUUGUAUGAGAGCACGUUAGAACUGGCCUGGAGACGGAGAUAGCAGACGUCCUGAAGCUGGCUCUCCAUUCAAUUCUAUUGCAUUUAAAACUUCAACUGUAUCUCUUUCAUCAUAUUGUGAAAUGUUUGAUAAAUGUUUUCUGUUCAGAUCCAACAGUUUCCUUGAGAGAUUUUCUUACUGUCGUUUUGUAAUUGUUUUGCUUACAAAUAUAUU